Molecule: messenger RNA, 2535 nt
Organism: Ictalurus punctatus (channel catfish)
Lineage: Eukaryota; Metazoa; Chordata; Actinopteri; Siluriformes; Ictaluridae
Gene: ccdc92
Product: coiled-coil domain containing 92
Exons: 5
Coding region: 901-1854 (317 amino acids)
Source: RefSeq, a predicted model, not a curated record
GGAGCUAAUUCUUGCUAGCUCGUAUUUUCACUCGGUUUCCCAGCAUGCUUUGCUUUAUUGUAUCGUUGCUCGGGGUGACAUAUGAGAGAGAGAGAGAGAGAGAGAGAGAGAGAGAGAGAGAGAGAGAGAAAGAAAGAGAGAGAGAGAGAAGGACACAGGCGCUCUCUACUGUCUGAGGAGAACAGAAAUCCCAGCGACCGGAGAUACUGACAGAAUAAAAAUAAACAAUAUGUCGCUCCGUCUCCGUGUUCGGAAACACACUCUUACGCCGUGAAUAUAGAAGCUUCCAACCUGAGGAUGUCGUGACAGAAAAAGAAAGAGAGAUAAGCAAGAGGUGGGGAGUUGAAGGAGCCGAAAAGGAAGGUGGAGUGAAGGAAACGAAAAAGGUGGAGAGGUGAAGGUGGAAAAAGGACAAGAAGUGAAAUAGAAGGUGCAAAUAUUCAGAGAAAAAAAAAAGGAGGUGGAGAGGUGAAGGAGCAAAGAAGGAGGUUGGAGAUUUGAAGGAGCCAAAAAUAGUAGGUGGAGUGAAGGAAAAGGGAGGUGGAGAAGCAAAGAAAAAAAAAGAAGGUGGAGAGUUAAAGUAGCCUAAAAAAGGAGGUGGUGUGAAGGAAAUGGAAAAAGGUGGAGAGGUGAAGGAGCCAAAAAAGAAAGGAAGUGAAAUCGGAGGUGCAAAUGUGAAGAGAGCUGAAGGAGCGAAAAAGGAGGUGGAAAGUGAAGAGGCAAAAAGGAGAUGGAGAGAUGAAGGAGAAGAUUGAAGCGUUAGAAAAGGAAUUUUCCGGAGAGUUCUGGGGCUUGUAUGUCCCAUAGCUUUGGUGGGUGUCUGUGUGUGAGUGUGUGUGAGUGAGUGUGUGUGUGUGUGUGUGUGCGCGCUUGCGUGUGUGAGCGUGUGAGCUGGUCAUCAUGGCCUCCGAGAAUGUGACCUUGGAGAAUCAGCUUCACAGUGCGCUGAAGAACCUGCUGUUCCUGCAGCAGGACCACGCCGACACGCUGAAGGGGCUCCAUGCGGAAAUACGCCGCCUGCAGCAGCACUGCACUGAUCUGACAUAUGAGCUGACGUGCCGGAGUUCUAAUCCGAACGACGAUGGCGAGGCACGUUGCAGAGAGCUCCAGCAUCGCUGUGAGGAGCUGGAGGAGCAGCUGAAGGCCAAAGAGCAGGAGAACAGCGAGCUGAUGCGUGAGCUUGAGCAGAAGAACGCCAUGAUCUCGGUGCUGGAGAACACGAUCCGCGAGCGCGAAAAGAAGUACCUGGACGAGCUGAAGCUCAAGAGCCACCGGCUGGCCGUGUUAUCCGGGGAGCUGGAGCAGAGAGCCGGCACCAUCGCCUUCCUCACCGCACAGCUCCACGCCACCAAGAAGCGGCUUCUAGAGGGCGGAGCCGCCUUCAAACCGUCCCCGCCGGCCGAGCCUCGGCUCGACUCGCCCACCCACGGAGCCGGCAAGCAGCCGGACACGCCGCGCAGGCGCAUGCGCAAGAGCCUGUCACAGCCGCUGCACUGCGAGUACACCGAGCUCUACAGGGUGGGCGCGGCCGACGGUCGCAGAAUCGUCCUUAGAGACGCCGCAGGAAUGAUGCCCGACCCCGCACCCUUCCUGCAGGCCCGAGACACGCCCUCUAACACCGACGCGCAGCCAGUGUUGCGCGAACGCCCCCCUGUAAUCCCGCCCAUCGUGUCCGCAACAAGCCCCGCCCAUGCUCUAGUGCCUCCGAGCCCCAGGCAGCAACGGAGCCCCGCCCACGUCGGAGUGGCGCACAGGAUUCAUCACCCACCUGCAGAAGUGGAGACGCUCGCUGUGGAUCAGGUUAGCGGAGAGAAGGUGGUGCGUAAACCAUCAGGCACUGACAGAACUGUUUAACACACACACACACACACACACACACCUCGACAGUGUCUUACACUCACACUGAUUACAGCCAAUACAGUAUGAGCAGAACUGAAAAGAAAACACAUACACAAGCAGUCUAUACAAAUCACACUAUAUAUCUCAGUACUAUAACACUGGAAUAAUUCAUGUAGCUACACACACACCGGACGACACACACCGGGACGUACUCCAGCUUCACGGGACGGCGAUGUAAACAGGAGAACGGACGGAUAAGACUUAACGAGACGGGAGUAAAGCAUCAUCCUCUCUAUAUCCCGCUGUUUACUGUUUAUGCAAAACUGCGACACGCAAGAACACGCGGAUUUUUUUUCAUGCUCUGUUCUUUGGAAACGAGUGUACGCAUGCCAAAUGUUUCACUUCCCUUACCUCAUUCACACUGUAAACGUUUGCUUUCUGUCAUCAUAUGGUUCACCCUAUUUUUUCUGCCCUCUCCCCGCCCCCCCCCUCAUAAAACGAACUCAGUAUACGCAGCCAAGUCUCGUCAUCGCUUUUCAUUAUAGACGCAUAUUUAUUGACGCGCACUGCGCUAGUAAAGCAGGUUUGCACUGUCCUUCUGUACAGCUCGUUCACAUUACUGUAAACUCCUGCUGCUUUCCCAAUCUCAAACAUAUAAAGCAAGUGAUCAAACAAAAUAAAACUGGCUUUGUGGAG